AGAGAAGGGGAGAGACAGAGUACAGCUAUGAGGUUCAGGCAAUAUAUUAACCUUUACCUAUCUAUAGUCAUGAUGCUGAACUCCUCAUCUCUGAGCCUUCUAUUGAACUACUCCUCUGCCUCGUCCACUUCCUCGUCCUGUCGUCUGUGGGAGCAGUUCAGUCUGAAUGGGAUGUACCAGAAGGGUGAUGUGAUUCUGGGAGGUCUGUUUGAGGUCCACUACUUCACUGUGUUCCCUGAGCUAUCUUUCACAUCAGAACCCCAGCAGCUCUACUGUGAGGGGUGAGUAUUCAUCUACUGGACUGGACUGGACUGGAUGUGUGUCUGCACCUCUACUAAAAAGGACAGAUAGACAUCCCUACUAUAAGAAGCCUCACUAUGAUCAGUGUUAACCAACCCUGGUGCCGGAGACCAACUGGGUUCUUGUUACAUUGGUGAAUAGUACAUUGCGGUUUCAAAAUAUAUGUGAAUAAAUCGUGUGUAUUCCAUUGUUUUCAAUCAUUAUUCCUGUUUUCUAAGCAAAUGUACCUUUAAGAUAAAAGCUAUUUUAUUAUCUAUUCUUGACAAAAGUAACUUGUUUUCUCCUCUCAACCCCUUAUGACAACACUCUCACACACACCACUUAAGAGGUGCACAGGGUUCAACACCUCUAGAGCGAUUUAAAACAUUUACAAAUUGAUUGAAUGUUCCUUUUCAGUUUUACCAGUUUUGGUUUCCAGCAGGCCCAGACUAUGGCGUUUGCUGUAGAUGAGAUCAACAGAAACCCUGACCUUCUGCCAAACAUCACGCUCGGAUACCAACUCUACGACAACUGCCAGAAGUUGGGCGUAUCGCUCCGUGCUGCCAUGUCAUUGGCCAGUGGGACAGAGAAAGAGUUCCUAUUGGAUGAGACUUGUUCUGGGUCACCCCCGGUGCUAGGGAUUGUGGGAGACCCAGGGUCCACACACUCCAUCGCCAUCUCCAGUGUCCUAGGGCUGUUCCGGGUUCCCAUGGUGAGUCAUUACGCCACGUGUUCCUGUCUGAGCGACCGGGGAAAGUACCCAUCCUUCUUCAGAACCAUCCCCAGUGACGCCUUCCAGGUGCGAGCCAUGAUCCAGAUCCUACGUCGGUUGGGUUGGACCUGGGUGGGACUGGUGUUCAGUGAUGAUGACUACGGAGUUCAUGCUGCCCGGUCCUUCCACUCAAGCCUGGCCGAGUCAGGGGGCUGUGUGGCCUAUUCCCAGGUCCUGCCCAAAGACAACCGCCCCACUGAGCUGCAGAGGAUCGUGGGAGAGAUCAAGAGCUCCUCUGCUCGUGUGGUGGUGGUGUUCUCCGUUGAGGCCUACCUGCUCCCUCUGGUGGAUGAGGUGGUGGUGCAGAAUGUGAAGGGUCUCCAGUGGAUUGCCAGUGAAGCCUGGUCCUCCUCCUCUGUGUUUCACACCCCCCGUCUCAUGCCCUACCUUGGGGGUACCCUGGGUAUCGCCAUCCGUCGUGGAGAGAUACCCGGCCUCAGGGACUUCCUGCUUAGCAUCCGCCCCGACGACCAACCUGACAAUAACCCUGGAAACAACAUGGUGAGACAGUUCUGGGAGGCUGUGUUUGGGUGCAGGUUGGAGCCCCCAGCAGGUUGGGUGGAGGCUGGGGGUGAUGUAUGUACAGGUCAGGAGGACCUGAGGGAUGUGGAGACCAACUAUGGGGACGUGUCUGAGCUCAGACCGGAGUAUAACGUGUAUAAGGCAGUGUACGCCCUGGCCCAUGCCCUGCAUGACCUACUGCAGUGUGUGCCAGGGAGAGGACCUUUCAGUGGGCACAGCUGUGCCAGUCUAGGGAGACUGGAACCCUGGCAGCUGGUCUAUUACCUGGAGAGGGUUAAGUUCACCACAGGGUUAGGUGAUCGCGUUUCUUUCGAUGACAACGGGGACGCCUUGGCCAUCUAUGACAUCAUGAACUGGGUGUGGCUCCAGGAUGGGAGCGUUCAGGUGGAGAAUGUGGGUGUGAUGGACGAAUCAGCCCCCGCAGGACAAGAGCUCACACUGGACGAGGACAGAAUUUUCUGGAACUUUGAGUCAAAAAAGCCUCCACGAUCAGUGUGCAGUGAGAGCUGUCCCCCAGGCACCCGUGUAGCCAGGAAGAAGGGGGAGCCUGUCUGCUGCUUCGACUGCAUCUCCUGUGCUGAAGGAGAGGUCAGCAACACCACAGACUCGGCCAAGUGCUCGAGGUGUCCAGAGGACUUCUGGUCCAGCCCGGAGCGUGACCUCUGCAUCCCUAAGAGGGUUGAGUUCCUCUCCUACCAGGAAGCACUGGGAAUCUCCUUGAUGACCGCCUCAUUGCUAGGAGCCCUCAUCUGUGCAGUGGUCCUCGGAAUCUUCACCCGCUACCGGAACACGCCUGUUGUCAAGGCCAACAACUCUGAGCUCAGCUUCCUGCUUCUGCUGUCACUCAAACUCUGCUUCCUGUGCUCGCUGCUGUUCAUUGGCCGGCCCCGGCUAUGGACGUGUCAGCUGAGGCAUGCAGCAUUUGGUAUCAGCUUUGUUCUCUGUGUCUCCUGUAUACUGGUGAAGACAAUGGUGGUGCUGGCUGUGUUCAGGACCUCUAAGCCCGGGGGCAAUUCCAGCCUGAAGUGGUUUGGUGCUGGGCAGCAGAGAGGAACAGUCCUGGUUCUCACCUCAUUCCAGGCUGCUAUCUGCACAGCCUGGCUGAUUUCAGCCUCUCCAACUCCAUACAAAAACAUGCGCUACCAUAAUGAUAAGAUUGUAUAUGAGUGUGUGGUGGGGUCGGUAGCAGGGUUCGGAGCGUUGUUAGGCUACAUCGGCCUCCUGGCGUUCCUUAGCUUCCUCUUGGCUUUCCUGGCAAGGAAUCUUCCAGACAACUUCAACGAGGCCAAGUUCAUCACCUUCAGCAUGCUGAAUUUCUGUGCUGUCUGGAUAUCCUUCGUCCCUGCGUACAUCAGCUCUCCUGGGAAGUAUGCAGAUGCUGUGGAGAUAUUCGCCAUCUUAGCUUCCAGCUUUGGCAUCCUGGUGGCGCUGUUCGGCCCAAAGUGUUACAUCAUCCUGCUGAGGCCAGAGAGGAACACCAAGAAGGCUCUGAUGGGCCGGGCCUCAACCAAGACAUAGGGAGAAUCUUCGUUCCAUUUCCUUGAUUACUCACAUCCUCUCUCCUCGCUUUCAUCUCAAAGCCAAUUAGAUUAUUAGGUCAGGGGGGGCGGGAUAUCUAACCUUCUCAUUAAUUGGGUUUUGAAAAGGAGACAGAGGAGAGAGGACACAAGGAAUCACGGAAAAGUAAUUGAGAUUCUCCCAUAGGCUCAAUACCAUAACAGCAGUUUACAGUGGAUUCCUCUCCUCGUCUUCUUCACGUCCUCUGUGCUGAUCUGAAAUAUGAACACUAGGUGGAGAUACUAUGCCUGCUAGGGAUUUGCUUCACAAUCUGUCAUGCAAAGAAAGGAAAGGAGACAUGUAUAGUAACAGAGUUUGAUGGUCUCAAAUAGUUUGAUGUAGCUCCUUUUAGUUUCCACUUCUGUUUGUAGUUUGAUGGCAAUAAAUGAAAUCAAAGAGAUUUGUUUUGUUAGCUCUCUAGUGAUGUGUAGUAGCAUGUUAUUGAUUAUAAUUAUGAUGUUCUGUGACUAAAUAUUAUUUCCUUGGCCUGUUAAGUAGGCUUUGAAUGUAUUUAAUUUGUCUGUGUGCGUGGCUUUAAUCUUCUAUGGGAUAGGUUAUCCCCGAUAAGUGGGUUUCUGCAUCGAAAAGCUUUCAAUUUAAUCAUCACAUUGUGUGGAACAGCUUAACUUCCCUGUUCCUUCUCAAGGAUUCUGCUGCCACACUUAUUCACCAAUGAAUUAAUUAUUCAUUAAUGCACAUUUUCAUUUAAUAAAACAGUUUGACCUGAAA
This is a messenger RNA of Oncorhynchus keta (chum salmon), 3859 nucleotides long. RefSeq names its product extracellular calcium-sensing receptor-like. Gene Ontology annotation, molecular function: G protein-coupled receptor activity. The record is from RefSeq and is a predicted model, not a curated record. Gene Ontology annotation, cellular component: membrane. Lineage: Eukaryota; Metazoa; Chordata; Actinopteri; Salmoniformes; Salmonidae. The transcript is spliced from 8 exons. Bases 683 to 3091 code for a protein of 802 amino acids. Gene Ontology annotation, biological process: G protein-coupled receptor signaling pathway.